Trichobilharzia regenti is the source of this 2551-nucleotide messenger RNA. Lineage: Eukaryota; Metazoa; Platyhelminthes; Trematoda; Strigeidida; Schistosomatidae. The record is from the annotation of a GenBank genome assembly.
AUUGGAUCGUUCCUGGAAUUUGAGUGAUUAUGGGAUAAAUGGUUUGGAAUUAAUUUUUGAUUCAGCAACCGGUGAAUUUUUUAUUCUUUUCGAUCUAGUACCAGAAUAACUGCGAACCAUUCCAUUCAAUAUGUCGAAUAAGGCACGCAGGAGGAGAUCAUUACCAUGGAAUGAGUCAACUUGAUCUGAGAUGCAGCUUUCAGCAUGUUUUCGUUAUAUCAUAGAUAUCCAGGUUUAUUUGCGCUGUAGAGGCAGUGAUUUGGAUUAUGACGUAUUCUACAAAGUCUCCGUGCCCAUUUGAAGUAUACAUGUGCUUUGAAAGGAUUACUUUGUUGGCUCCUACCCCCACUGAGUGUUAACAACAGCUGCUGUGGGUUUAUGUAUUUCCUCGCCUUUUUGGAUAAAACAUCGCCGCAUUCUUUUUGGGUAGGAGACCAGUUGGUGGAUUAUAUAUGAUAUCCAAGUAACUUUUAUCUUUUCAUGUGGUGUUGCGGUAAGUUUCUACCUUGUUUUCUCAUAUUUCAUUCGUAUGUUGAUUAUGGUUCGCCCUUUGUAUCAGGUAGACAUAGUUUGAACGACUCUUGGUUGAAUGGGUGUUAUUGUCAUGACUGCUGCUUUUUUGUCUGGAAUUAUAAAUAGAGACAAAACAAACAACAGGUGUAGUCUCUGAGUUCAUACAUUAAAUGGGCCUAUGAUUUCUGAAACUCUUACAUGGGAAUUACCAUUGGUAUCAAUUACAAACUCACUUAGUGUGUCAUUAAGUGCCUUUUCAAAGGAGGCCAAUGUGCUUGCUAGUCGUAUUUUCUCAGGUAGUUUGUUCCAUAUUUGGGCAUACCUAAUCAAGAAAAACUUUUGCCUGGUGGCUGUUUUACAUGGUUCUAUAGCCACUGUACCUUUAGUGUGCCUAAGGUUGUAUCCUGUGUUACCUGAGGGCCGAGUAUAGUUAGCAGGGGUAUACACUAUUUGGUUAAGAAGCUUAUAGAAGAGUAACAGAUUUAGUCGCAGUCGCCUUAACCAUAAUGUUUCUAGUCCCAGGAUUUCACAUCUGGUAGAGUAGUUUGUGCCGUUAUCGGUUCCGAGUACUUUUCGCGUGAAGUACCUCUGUACUCCUUCUACUUUCAGUUUGUCUUCUAUGCGUGUACUGCUGAAUAUGAAUGAGCAGUAAUCUAGGAGUGGGCGCACACAUACCUUGUACAGUAGUAUUCUGGACUCGUUUCUGUAGAAGUUCCUGAGUAGGAAACCAAUAAGCCUUCGUGAUUUCGACACUUGAUUCGAGAUAUGCUCUGAAAAUGAUAGAUUGUGUGAAUAUUUCAGUCCUAGGUCUAGUACAGAUUUGAGUCUGGGGAUUUUGUGGCCCUGAAUUGCUAGGUUGAGGUCAAGGUUGGAACAGCCUAUGCAGAGCCAUCCACACUUUUCAACAUUAAACUCAAGUCUCCACGUGUCACACCAUCUAUCCAUUUUUGCUAAUUCUUCAUGUAUGGAGUUCAUAGUUGGGCCGAUAUCUGUAUUUGUGCAGGUAUAUGUCACCUUCAAGUCAUCUGCAUACAGUAUUGGCUUGCCUAUACUAAAACAUUCACAUAUACUGUUUAUGUAUAUAAUGAAAAGAAGGGGUCCCAAUACACUCCCCUGGAUGACACCACUGCUGAUUGGUCUAGGUCUGGAGGUCAUUGAGCCAACUUUAGUUGUCUGAUUCCUGUCAUACAGAAAUGAUUUUAUCCAAUUGUAGAGGGGGUUGCGUAUCCCUAGUGAGCAUAGCCUACCGACUAACAGACUAUGUGGGACUCUGUCGAAGGCUUUCCUUAUAUCGAAAUAGAGGAUAAUCACUAGCUCUCUCCUAUCUCUUCUAUAGGUGACUUCGUUGAAAAAGUCUAUAUGGCAAGUGACGCAAGAUCUUUUCUUGAGGAAUCCGUGUUGUGACAGGUUGAUGAGUUUAUGUUUUAGAAAGUAGUCUGACAUUUGGUCUUUGAUUACUUUCUCCAUGAUCCUUGAUAUGACUGGUGUUAUAUUGAUAGGCCUAUAAUUACAUGCACUAGUUUUGGCCCCUCCUUUAUGCUUAGGUAAUAUAUAUGUGUUUUUCCAAGUUUCAGGGUAGGUUUCGGUCACUAGUGAGAUAUUAAAUAUUCUAAGUAAUAAUACAAUCAUAUCCGUACCACCGUUUUUGUAUAUGACGGAUGGUAUAUCGUCUAUCCCACAACUACUGUUAGCUUUUAAUGUCCUUACCGCCGAUGCUAUAUUUUGUAUAUUAAAGUUUAUUUCACCUAACUUGUAGUUAUUUUUGCAGGUUAUGUCGAGAAUUGGGGACGGAUGUGCUUUGGUGUUAUUGGAGAACCACUCACUCAGGAGUUCACUAAUGAUCUGGGGAUCAUCAUAAAUUAUAUCUUCGUGUUCUAAAUGACUGAUAUUGUUUUCUUCACCCUUCUUCAACCGUUUUUGCAAGAUUUUGCAGAGUUCCUGGGUUUUAGAGGUGCCCUCUAGGGCUUUAUUUUCCUCGACUUGUGCUUUCAUUUUAUGUCUCUCCUCGAAAUUUUUAAAUAUUUCGUGUAUCAGGUGU